GGCAGUCAGCGGCGAGACUGCGCGGAGCAUGGCGGCCGCGGGAGCGACGCUCUGCCUGGUUGGCACACUGCUGCUGUUACAGAGCGCUCUGCAGGACUCCCCGGGCACCAGGCACUCACGGCAAGUGUUGACGCACGACUGGCCACACCAGACCUACCGACAGCCCUACCACCGCCACGGACAGACUGCCGACUGGCCUGUCCGAAGGUACGCCGCACCGCCCGACUGGCAGACCAGGAGACGAUGGCCGCCGCGGACGGUGUUGUUGCCCGUGCCGGACUACUCACAGAGACACAUCCUGGGUGACAACCCAUCGGAGACCAUAGCGACCAUCUCAGAGACGCUGGGCGCCAUAAACACGGUGGGCCGCUACCUGGUGAACAUGACGCGGGCGGGGCGACUGGAGCCCGAUGCGGAUCGCUUGGACGCCAGUGAUCCGGUGGUGGGAGAGGACCUCUCUGGCGCCAUCUACACCAUCAGCAAGAACGUGCUGGGUCGCAAUGUGACCGACACCAUCGCACCCAUUGUGCGCGAGGUCACCUUCAACACGGGCAAGGUUGUUCUAGAUGGCGGCGGGACUAUUGGUGGAGGCGCCGGGUUAGGAAAUGCUGGGCGGAGCUGCAGCACUCCCAGGGGCGACCCGGGCCUCUGUGACGACCUCAGCAACUGUCCGCAGCUACUGUUCGACCUCGCCAACCUGCGCCAGUCCAUCUGCUUCAAGAGCUUGUUCGUGCCGGGGGUGUGCUGCCCCAAGACCGGGGACACCACGUCCUCAGAGACGCCCGCCACGACCACCAGAGCGCCCGUGGUGCUGACCGCGCGUCCCUCCACCACCAGGAGACCACCGCCUGUCCUGCUCACCACGAGCACGAGACAGCCUCCCACAGAGCUGCCUGAAGACUGUGGACAGCCCGAGGUGCCAGGGUUCAGAGUGGUGGGCGGCGAGGAGUCCCUGCCGGGUCGCUGGCCGUGGAUGGCGGCCAUCUUCCUGCACGGUCCCAAGAGGACCGAGUUCUGGUGCGGUGGCUCUCUUAUCUCCAAGCGCCACGUGCUCACUGCUGCGCACUGCACCCGGGACUCGCACCAGCGCCCGUUCGGCGCGAAGCAGUUCACGGUGCGACUGGGCGAUGUGGACCUCAGCAGGGACGACGAGCCCUCAGCGCCGCAGACCUUCCAUGUGCUGGAGGUGCGCGCGCACCCCAACUUCAGUCGCGUCGGCUUCUACAACGACAUCGCGGUGCUGGUGCUGGACCGGCCCGCACGCCACUCGCGCUACGUCAUCCCCGUGUGCCUGCCGCCCGCCCCGCUGUUGCACGAGCGCUUCGUGGGGCAGCGGCCCACCGUCGUCGGCUGGGGCACCACCUACUACGGUGGCAAGGAGAGCACGGUGCAGCGCCAGGCAGAGCUGCCAGUGUGGAGGAAUGAGGACUGCGACAGGACGUACUUCCAACCCAUCACUGGCAACUUCAUCUGCGCCGGCUACCCUUCCGGGGGCAAGGAUGCUUGCCAGGGCGACUCCGGCGGCCCGCUCAUGCUCAAGAGAGACGCCUCCUGGCUGCAGAUCGGCGUCGUGUCCUUCGGCAACAAGUGCGGCGAGCCAGGCUACCCGGGCGUGUACACCCGCGUCACCGAGUAUGUCAGCUGGAUCCGCGGCAACAUGCUGGAGUAGCCCGACGGCGCCGGUGCCAUGUUUGUUCUUGUGUUGGCGUCAAGCACGUGUGCGCGACGUAUCAGAGCAUGGGGUGGGCUGAGUUUGGUAACACUGUUUUCCCCCUUAGUGCUCAAUGUUAUUUUCCCUCAACAUUUAUAUAUACUUUAGUGAUCUUUAGUUUAAAUUAACUACUCCGGAUUUAUCCCCUUCCUUGCUACAAAAAUAAUCUGGGUCCUUCACAUCGCUUCUUUUGCAUUGUUCACCAUUACUUAAAAUACUCUGCAUUGCUUGUCAUUCAGUUUCAUGAAAAGUUGAAAAACACUUUAUUGAAAGUAGUCGCAGGAAGAAAUAGCAACGGUUCAGAUCCCUCGCCCCAGAAUACAAGAAACAAGAAGCUUUCCUACUGGAGACACUCACUACUGUUCUCGCCUUGUGUAGCGAAUCAAGAGGUGCUGAUACACUCUGCACAGAAACUCAGAAGUAAAAGAUAAGCCUUUAACUCUAGCCACAACCAAUCAGAAAGCACUCUAUAGCUUUGACACCAAGUUAACAAAUCGCAGCUACGGUGUUUCAGUUGCUUGAGGAUAUGGAAACAUACAAAACACCAGUAUAGACAUGUGAAAAAGUAACACAUUCUUUUCUUAGUACUGGAAAUAACAAAUAAGCAUGACUAGAACUGACUUAUCAUGAAAGUUAAGAGGACGGCUUAAGCUAAGCAGCCGCAUGGCACAAUGAUUUGUAAAGCUUACCAGAGCAAAAAAGAGGUGUAAUCGGGCACAGGCGAACACGAGCCGAUGUAUUCAUCUAACAAGUAAUAACAUGACUAGUACAUGCCAACUAUAGCUUAUCACAGUUGCAGUUACCGGUCGUGCAUGCCACAAGGGAGAUCACGCCCGUGAACCAAUAUAAGAUGACACUAAUUAAGGCUGAAGGGGAAAAUGGAAUACUGAAACAACAAAGUGUUGACCCUCCAUAUAUACUGAAGGAGAGGCAGCAAGUGUUGAUCCUAACCUAGAGUAUUUUUAGAAUUAAAUGAAAAUAACCAAUUAUUAAAAUUAUUAAAUUUUGCUCUUACGAUUAAAAUCUCUACGAAUUAUAACUGUAAGCUGUCGUAGUGUUCCCAACCAGAUUAUGAAGGGAUGUCGAUUGGGUAACAUAAAGAAAAACGAAUAAAAUUAAUUAAAAUAAUUUAGGCAUCAAAGUUAUAACUAUCUUCAGUUGACUAGUAAAGUUUUGUACUCUAACUCCCAUUUAACACUUACUACCAUGCAGCCGCGCGCUACCAUGCAGCCACUCUCUACCCGGCAGCCGCGCACUACUAGGUCUCGGCUUCGCGCGCUACCCGGGACACACUAGUAGUGGUGGUGACACUAUUUGAGGGGAGGACACUGGUGGAGGGGGGAGACACUAUUAGAGGGGUAGACACUAGAGGAGGGGAACACACUAGAGGAGGGGGAACACACUAGUGGAGGGGAGACACCAAUGGAAGGGGAGACACUAGAGGAGGGGGGAGGCACUAAUAGAGGGGAGACACUAUAGGAGGGGGGACACACUAGUGGAGGGGAGACACUAUAGGAGGGGGGACACACUAGUGGAGGGGAGACACUAUAGGAGGGGGGACACACUAGUGGAGGGGAGACACUGGAGGAGGGGAGAUACCAAUGGAAGGGGAGACACCAGUGGAUGGAGAGACACUAGUGGAUGGAGAGACAUUGGAAUGUCUGUCUCGAGGCUCGGCGCGCAGUUCAAACACGACGCUGUUGCUUAUUCACCGCCAGCUUAAAAUAAUGUCAAAAUACGGUAGGACUGCGAAAAAAAAUUAUUUAUGUGCAACAAACAAAUUAUAUCUCAAAUGAAAGUUAACCAUAUCAGCAUGUGUAUGUUACUCUUUAAUCUAUGGACCCUCAUUGAUUAAAUAGAAAAAAAAUAUUUUGCUUAGCAAUAAAAAAUUAAGUAAUAUGUGCUGAAUACAGAGUUUUCCCUAGUAUUUAACCUGUGUAACACAAUACAAAUUAUGCAUUUUUUAUAUUAUCAUAGUGUAUAUUUUCAUAUAAAAUGACAAGGUACAUGCCAAUGUAUUUAUAUGAAUGAACAAUGUUUUUGUAUUUAUUGGUAUUUAUUUUUUAAUAUCAAUAUGUACGGUUGUGUAGGUAAUAUAUACCAGUACCAUGUUUAUUUCACUUGUCCAGUAUUAUUUUGUACUUACGUUAUAUGAUAAAACAAUUUUUUUUAGAAUAAAGAAUAAGUGUGUAG
This is a messenger RNA of Bacillus rossius redtenbacheri, 3904 nucleotides long. RefSeq names its product venom protease-like. Gene Ontology annotation, molecular function: serine-type endopeptidase activity. Gene Ontology annotation, biological process: proteolysis. Bases 29 to 1669 code for a protein of 546 amino acids. The record is from RefSeq and is a predicted model, not a curated record. Lineage: Eukaryota; Metazoa; Arthropoda; Insecta; Phasmatodea; Bacillidae. The transcript is spliced from 8 exons.